Laccaria bicolor S238N-H82 is the source of this 815-nucleotide messenger RNA. RefSeq lists its product as uncharacterized. The transcript is spliced from 6 exons. Gene Ontology annotation, cellular component: membrane. Gene Ontology annotation, biological process: mitochondrial electron transport, NADH to ubiquinone; mitochondrial respiratory chain complex I assembly. Gene Ontology annotation, molecular function: 4 iron, 4 sulfur cluster binding; NADH dehydrogenase activity. NCBI's taxonomy places the organism in Eukaryota, Fungi, Basidiomycota, Agaricomycetes, Agaricales, Hydnangiaceae. Bases 158 to 589 code for a protein of 143 amino acids. The record is from RefSeq and is a predicted model, not a curated record.
CGGCCUGACUAGUGGAAUUGCUUCUCGUGUUCACCAUGCCGAGGAGCUGCCUCGCGAAUUUGACAAACAUGGCAACGAGAUAAAUCUAUAUGCGAAUGGUCCUAGUGCGCUGGACAAAGCAGUUCAUCUCUUUUUCUUCACCGAAAUCAUCCGGGGAAUGUGGAUUGUGAUGGAGAACUUCUUUCGACCGCCCUACACAAUCAUGUAUCCGUUUGAAAAAGGUCCUCUAUCUCCUCGAUUUCGCGGCGAACAUGCUCUGCGUCGAUACCCGAGCGGCGAAGAGCGCUGUAUCGCUUGCAAACUUUGUGAAGCUAUUUGUCCUGCUCAAGCAAUUACAAUUGAGAGCGAGGCUCGGUUGGACGGGUCAAGGAAGACCACCAAAUACGAUAUCGAUAUGACCAAAUGCAUUUAUUGCGGCUUUUGUCAGGAGGCAUGUCCUGUUGACGCGAUUGUGGAGACACAAAACCAGGAGUUUUCUACUGAGACUCGUGAAGAGUUGCUGUAUAACAAGGAAAAGCUUUUAGCGAACGGUGAUAGAGCUGAGUCUGAAAUUGCAGCGAACUUGCAUGCCGAUCACGUUUAUCGGUGACCCAUAUUCAAUUUAUGGAUUUUGGGAACCCUGCAAAAUAGAGUGACACUACAAGUAGACUGUAACGUCGCAGAUCCUUGUUUACACGUUGUUCAUUUUCUAUCACUUGCAGCGUCCUCAAUCCUGGGGUAGUCGCUGAUGAAUUGAAUACUGUAGUGGACGGUAUGGCGGCAGAUCAACGCGCAACGGAGGCGAGUUCAAGUAAACUCUGGCAUGUACUUACCUU